This is a messenger RNA of Notodromas monacha, 1311 nucleotides long. The record is from the annotation of a GenBank genome assembly. Lineage: Eukaryota; Metazoa; Arthropoda; Ostracoda; Podocopida; Cyprididae.
AUGCGGACGCAACGUCGGCUGUUUCCCUUGCAUUUCAGAUAUCUGCGGGAAAUAUUUCCGGAUUUGGAGAAAUUGGACGGAAGGGAUCUGCCUCGAAGAGCCCGUUUUGACGUUGAGAUUGAAAAGCCAGUAGCGCAAACUCUACCGGGAAUUUGCCCGCCGGGCUAUCGUGAUGUCGUAUUAAAUUUUAUUUCCCAAUAUUACAAGAUUUUCGAUCACGGCAAUCGUGGAGAUCUGCUUCCAGCUUACAAUGAUCAUGCAGUAUUAACUAUGUCAUCAAUACUGCCGAACAGAAAACGGGGAAUCCUGUUCCAAAAUUGCCGGAAUUUGAAGCUGGAUAGCUCAGACUCUCAACUGACGGAAAAGAUUUACAAAGGAAAAUUCGCGAUCAUCGCUGUUCUGGAAACCCUCAUGAAAGUGAACCACGAUUUAUCGACAAUGUUGAUCGAUGUAACGUUUGCCUCGGAAAAAAUAAUCGUGAUAGAAGUGACCGGAUUUCUGCGGGAUCAAGACAGCCUUUUGUGUCAUUUUUCGCGAACGUUUGUCCUGGUACCCGAAAAUAACGGUCACACAAUUACUAAUGAUUCAUUUUACGUUGGAGUGGCGAGGAACGCAGUGGAAAAUUUAGUUUUCAAAGGCCCGCAAGAAAUUGUGCCCCCAAGAAUUUUUGGGGAAGACAAAAUGAAGGAAAUGGCCGCCGCCUUUUCACAGCAAACGCGUCUGAAGCCUGAAUGGGCAUUGCGAUGCCUCGAAGAAAACGGAUGGAAUUUCGAUGUUGCUGGACAAGCCUUUUUGAAACUACGGCCUAGUAUUCCGGCAGAAGCGUUUAUAGAUGUACCUGUCUAGCUAAGGUUACAACCUAUUCGCAGCGAUGUUGGAUGUGGACAUCAUUGUCAGUUUGUUAUUCGUUAACGUACGAAAGAUUUUGUUCAUCGCGCGUUUGUUGCUCGCUUUUCUGUGUUUGUGUGCGGAUUGGGGAGAUUACGAGUGUUGUUUUUUUUACGGAUUAAUGGUCGGUUUUCUUUUUUAGAAUCUGUAAUGCGGACGAGUUGAUGGCUAGCGCGUCUCGCGUGUCAAGUUAUUGAGCUACUGCAUAACGAAAGAUCGUUUGUUGAUCGGGGUCUAUAGUUUUCGAUCAUUCGCCAAUCGAGGGGCUUUUUUCCUUUCAUUGUCGUGCUGUGAUUUUUUUUCUACGCAAGUUUGGGUAUUUCUAUCAACCGAAUUCGCCUCGGAAUGCCGAAUGCGGCUCCUUUUAUAAUUUCGGAAAGAGCUAUGUGAACAUGCGCAUAUAAAUCGCUUCUUGCGAGGUAA